AUGUCUAAGCCUGAAGACGAAAGCCAUGAGGAUGGUUGGCAGAUGAAAGGCGUCAGUGCCACUAUGGCGACAGUAACCACGUUAACAUGUAUGCCAAGCAACACGGAAGACGACAAAGAAGUCAGCAACGCACAUACCCCAAAAGUGUCAAAAAAGACAGCCCAUGCUCCUCUCGGAGCAAAUGGUAAGGAAAAAGUAGCAAGCGAAACGGACCUCAAAUUAGAUGCUGUAAAAGUAGAGUUUCUCCAAAAGGUACACAAAAAGUCAUUUGAUUACAUCUGUACCAGUAACAACGUAGUUAUUGUGGUAGAAGCAGAGCCGUCAUCAUGUAAGGUCAUAUUUCGGGAAAACGCUCCAGGAAAGGGUGACGUAGGAGAGGCCAGUCAGCAGUUCUUGGAACUGUACCAGCGCAUCUCGGACGAACUAUCUAAAAACAACAUCCUCAACGUACUGGAAGAGCUCCCAGAAUGCACAAUCCAGUGUCUAAAAGACGCUCUCUGCCAUGCCGAAUCAAACGAACGUGUCCUCGUCAAGAACUGCCUUAGCGACGAUUUCAAAAUAGUGUUCUAUGGAUCUGAACAGGACGUUGAACAAGCUAUCGCGACGUUUGUCAGAAGAUCACGACAGCAAACUACUGGACCGGACAGAGGCAAGACUGCUGACUACACGUCAUUCAAACGAACAGUUAGUGACAUUGAAGUAAGUGUUUACAAAGGCGAUAUUACACAGCAAAAGGCUGAUGUUGUGGUCAAUGCAGCAAACAAGAAACUAGAACAUAUGGGAGGCGUGGCCUUCGCCAUCAGCAAGGCUGGUGGUAAGAGUAUUCAGGAAGAAUCCCGCGCAUAUGUGAGGAGGCACGGUACCUUACAUAUCGGGCAAGCUGUGCACACAGGAGCCGGUAAUAUGCCUUGUAGAUUCGUCGUUCAUACAGUGGGACCUAUGUGGGAUAAACGCGGAGACAAUGGGACAGCAAGGCUACAACUGCGGGAAGCCAUUACGAAUGUUUUGUACUACGCAUGCGACAAACUCCAAGCUAGGUCCAUCGCCAUUCCUGCCAUCAGUGCAGGAAUCUAUGGAGUACCCGUCGACGUUUCUGCUGAGCAACUCAUGCUGGCCACACAAAAGUUUGUCCGGUCUCCACCCUCCAACAACACACUUCGUCACAUCAAGUUCGUCAACAUCGAGGACAAAGUCAACCGGGUUUUCGUGCGAGUCUUUAGCGACAACCUACAGACGGUUGUUACAGAAGGUCAGUCACCUGAAGUCAGCGGUUACAAAGACUGCCCUAUAUGUUUGGAAAAAACUGAACGACCAAAAAGGCUCCAUUGUUGUGGCAAUGAGUUUUGUUCUGAUUGUAUCGAACAAGCUUUUAACUCCAAACCAGUGUGUCCCACCUGUGGUAAACAAUACGGCGCCUUGAAGGGCAGUCAGCCAAGACAGGGUAGGAUGGAAGUCCAAGAGAGUCCGGAAUCUCUUCCAGGCUACCCUGAGUGUGGACUGAUCAAGAUUCGCUACCUUAUACCGAACGGAAUUCAGGAGCAAUGUCACCCGAAUCCAGGAAGACCGUACCAGGGAACAGAUAGACUUGCCUACCUGCCCAACAACAAGGAGGGAAGAGACGUCCUAGAGCUGCUGAAGAGAGCCUUUGACAACCGACUUGUCUUCACCGUGGGGACGUCUGCGUCUACCGGAAGAAGCGACGUCGUGACCUGGAACGAUAUUCAUCAUAAAACCAGUAUUGACGGCAGCUAUGGAUACCCGGACCCUGACUACCUCAGACGGGUAAAGGAGGAGCUUGCAGCAAAAGGCAUCAGAUCAAAUCAACAUCCUAUUUACCACAUUGGCGAGGUAGAGACGAUUGACAAAACCAGUCGCCAGAAUAAAGAAGACAUCAGUAACCUGGCUGAGCCUGAUACACUAGGUCGUAGCCACACCUACACACACGAUGACGACAUAGUUGAUGAGCAAUCGAAAAGGUUUAUCAGCCUGAACCUGUAG
This is a messenger RNA of Branchiostoma floridae (Florida lancelet), 1998 nucleotides long. RefSeq names its product protein mono-ADP-ribosyltransferase PARP14-like. The record is from RefSeq and is a predicted model, not a curated record. Gene Ontology annotation, biological process: Notch signaling pathway; protein ubiquitination. The coding region runs from base 1 to 1998 and encodes 665 amino acids. Lineage: Eukaryota; Metazoa; Chordata; Leptocardii; Amphioxiformes; Branchiostomatidae. The transcript has 6 exons.